Trichomonas vaginalis G3 is the source of this 615-nucleotide messenger RNA. RefSeq lists its product as uncharacterized. The transcript has a single exon. Lineage: Eukaryota; Parabasalia; Trichomonadida; Trichomonadidae. The coding region runs from base 1 to 615 and encodes 204 amino acids. The record is from RefSeq and is a predicted model, not a curated record.
AUGUCUGCAAUCGUUGUUAGGAGUGAAUUUUGGAACAAUCCAAUAAUCCAGUUCUUAAGAAACAUUGUCCCAAAGACAGUAACAUUCAGAGAAUCGAAAGGAAUCAGUGUUGAUAUUCUCGUUCCUUUCUGUAAUUCGAUAUCAUUCUAUUUUGUCGAUGCAUCAAGUAUCGAUAGUUCGACAUUCGUCUAUCUUAACAGAAUUGUUUCAUCGUUCAAGUCAACAGUCGUCAUCGCGAAAGUUGAAGAAAGAAACAUGAACAAUUACACUUCUUUGUUAUCGAAUGCACCAAAAUCCAUAUCAUGCAUUACUUAUUUCAACACAAAAGGAUUCGAGAAAGCGAGUGCAAACUUCGUUUUCGAAAUCAUCGAAAAUUCACAACGCGCACAAAGAAACAUUUCGAGUAUGAUUGAAGAACGAAGACGAAAUCUCAUGAAUCCAACAGAAACAGCAAAAUCCGUAAUCACAAACGUAAUUCAAGACGAAGAGAAGAGGAAAGAGAUAUUCAACAUUCUCUCACAGAAAGGUAUGACACUACGAACAUCCCUUUUGAAAGGAGUUCCUGAACUAUUCCAAUACAACUUCUUUCUUCAACCUUCUUUAAACAAUAAUUGA